Brassica rapa (field mustard) is the source of this 2507-nucleotide messenger RNA. RefSeq names its product putative protease Do-like 3, mitochondrial. Gene Ontology annotation, molecular function: protein binding; serine-type endopeptidase activity. Gene Ontology annotation, biological process: proteolysis. The record is from RefSeq and is a predicted model, not a curated record. Lineage: Eukaryota; Viridiplantae; Streptophyta; Magnoliopsida; Brassicales; Brassicaceae.
GAGAAAUCGCCACAUAUAGCUCUAAAACAUGGAUUUUUUUUUCAAACUAAGCCAUAAAUGUUUAUAAUGACUAAAUAUAUUACAUUAAAUGGGUAAAUGAUAAUUAAACAAUUUCAUACAGAUAUGAUUUUUCAAAUUUUUGUUUUCGAUAUUUUUUUCAAAAACUGUUUUUUUUAAUCAAAAAACUUAAAAUUUAAAAUAUAUAUAUUGAUAAAUAUGGAUAUAUAUAUAUAUCACUCAAUUUGAAUUAUAUGUAUAUUUAGCAAAAUAUUCUUAAAUAUGUAGAAAAUAUUUCUAAAGUUUAAGUAAGACCUUCUUGCAUUUUGAAAUCUAAAUUUUAUAAGGAUCUUAUACAGAUUUAAAUACUCAUAUAAAUCAAAUUCAGUAAAAUGUCUUACACAUUUAAGAAGGCUUUCCUAAAUAUACAUACAAGUUACAUUUAAAAAAUAAAAAUCUAACUUAUGAAUUUGAUAAUUUUUUUUUAACAAAUUCAAGAAGAUGUUCUUCAUAUCUACGAAGGUCCUCCUUGACUAUUUUGUGAAAAAAAAAAUUCAAAAGGAAAAUUGAUUUGUUUAUUUUAUUAUUUUUCAUAUUUUUAUCAUCUAUUUAUUUUUGAAUAUGUCAUAAAUAAUUAACUAAUUUUAUAAAUGAGGGUAUAAUUAUUAUUUACCCAUUUAAUAAAGGGCUUAAUAAAACCUAAUUUGGUAAUUUUGAUCAUGUAUUGGAGGUUAUUUAGAAACAAAAACUAAAAAGGAUAUUUAGGAAAUCUCCCCAGUUUUUUAUCACUGAAUAAUAUUUUUUUUGUAUGAACUUUAAAAAGUGCUAAUUUAGAGAUUUUCCUUUUUAAAUAUGGAAGUAAAAAGUAAAAAUCGAACCGAAAGCUCUAUCUAUAAACAGGUCCAUAUGAUUUUCUUGCAGCACAUUAAGAGGUUGCUUUCUCUCUAAUAUAAGCUACAACUUUUAUAAGAUCGUCAGAAGUUCCAACAAAGUUCAAAAAAAUAAAUGUUUAUCGGGUCUGCUCGUAUUCUUAUUCUUCGUUGCUCUAACACUAGCAGCCAGAGCGUUAAUACCACCUUUUCUCGCCGCUUUUCUUCCGUUCCGGCGGCGGAAAACGCAAAGGAUUCUGUUAUUGAUUUGGCGCUGAACUCGGUGGUGAAAGUGUUUUGCAGCUCUUCCAAGUCCAACGUUUUGCAACCUUGGCAAAAAAAUCUGCCGCGACAAUGUUCUGGCUCUGGAUUUGUCAUAUCAAACAAUAAGAUUCUUACGAACGCUCAUGUAGUGGCUGAUCACACAUUCGUGCAAGUCAGAAAACAUGGUUCACCAACCAAAUUCAAAGCAGAAGUCGAAUCAGUUGGUCAUGCUUGUGAUUUGGCAAUUUUGAAGAUUAAAAGCAAAACGUUUUGGAAAGAUUUGAAGCCCUUGGACUUCGGAGACGUACCCUUUCCUAAAGAAACUGUGUUUGUUGUUGGAUAUCCAAGAGGUGGUGAUAACAUUUGCAUUACGAAAGGUGUUGUCUCUAGGAUUGAAGUUACCAGAUACUCUCACAGCAAAACUAGUCUAAUGACAAUACAAACAGACGCAGCUGUUAAUCAUGGAAAUAGUGGUGGUCCAGCAUUCAUGGAUAACAAAGUUGUUGGUGUAGCGUUUCAAGGUUUUAAGAACACAGGCUACAUUAUCCCAACUCCAGUAGUUAAGCAUUUCAUAUCUGGUGUAGAAGAAAAUGGCAAAUUCCCUGGAUUCUGCUCGUUAGGUAUAUCGUGUCAGCAUAUGCAGAAUACUCGUAUGCGUAAUUACUUCAAGAUGACCCCUAAAAUGACAGGGAUUCUAAUAAAAAGAAUAAACCCGUUGUCUAGUUCUUAUGGUAUUCUGAAAAAGGAUGACAUUCUUCUCUCAAUUGAUGGUGUUUCCAUAGGAAACGAUGAGACAGUUGUUUUUCGGAAGACAGAAAGCAUAAAUUUCAGUCACUUGGUUUCUAUGAAGAAACCACGUGAAACAACAACUCUGAAAGUCCUAAGAGAUGGAAAAACACAUGAAUUCAAUAUCAAUAUAACCCCAGUGGAACCUCUAAUUCAAGUGUGUCAAUUUGAUAAGCUUCCAAGUUAUUACAUAUUUGCCGGUUUGGUCUUUUUGCCUUCUACUCCUCAGCCAGGAACGGUACCCAAGAAAGCCGGUGAACAGAUCGUCCAACUUUCUCAGGUGUUAGAGGAUGAAACCACUGUAGGAUACACGUUUUCGAACAACUCGCGGGUAAAGAAAGUGAACGGAGUGCAAGUGGAGAAUCUGAAGCAUCUACGUCAGCUCAUAGAGAAAUGUUGCACUGAGGAUUUGAGAAUUGAUCUAGAGAACGAUAAUACCAUCAUCAUCGGCUACAAGUCUGGGAAAAGAGCAACCCCUAAGAUUUUAAAACGUUACGGAAUACCAUCGACCAUGUCUAAGGACCUUCAGUCUUCGUAGCCGAGUUGUAGCUAACCAAAGAGUUUUGAUCUAAGAUCUUUUGGUUUUCUUUC